CAACGACAGCGAAAGCGACGAUGACGAUGCUGACGGCGACGGCCGCAAAGCCGGCGGCGGCGGCGGCGGUACGAAGGGACGUCGCGGCCCCAGCGGCGGCUCUGGCGGCGGCGGUCGUCGCGGCAGUCGGUUGCGGCCGUUGAGUCGUCCCAUCAUCUGCAUCUGCAACGACCUGUACGCGCCGGCGCUGCGGCCGCUGCGCGACGUGGCUCGCGUGUUUCAUUUCUCACCUCCGGCUUCGGAGCGGCUGACAGCACGGUUGGCGGAGAUAUGCAAGGCGGAGCGGCUGCCCGCCGACCCCGCCGCCCUGCGGCUGCUGGUGGAGCGCACGGAGCGGGACGUGCGGUCCUGCCUGAACACGCUGCAGUUUCUGGCGCGGAGGAAGGCAGCAGCGGGGGCGGGAGGGGGGUCACGGCGCAGCAUUGAGGUCAAGGACAUUGAGGAGCUCAACAUCGCCGCCAAGGACACCUCCCAGUCCGCGCACGACAUGUGGG
Astrephomene gubernaculifera is the source of this 494-nucleotide messenger RNA. Lineage: Eukaryota; Viridiplantae; Chlorophyta; Chlorophyceae; Chlamydomonadales; Astrephomenaceae. The record is from the annotation of a GenBank genome assembly.